Messenger RNA from Pteropus alecto (black flying fox), 3216 nucleotides. RefSeq names its product sperm associated antigen 4 (gene SPAG4). Gene Ontology annotation, molecular function: protein-membrane adaptor activity. Gene Ontology annotation, cellular component: nuclear envelope; meiotic nuclear membrane microtubule tethering complex. The transcript has 12 exons. NCBI's taxonomy places the organism in Eukaryota, Metazoa, Chordata, Mammalia, Chiroptera, Pteropodidae. The record is from RefSeq and is a predicted model, not a curated record. Gene Ontology annotation, biological process: nuclear envelope organization. Bases 687 to 2009 code for a protein of 440 amino acids.
GUGGAUCUGAGGGAGGGACCCACAGAUCCCGAGGUCAGAGCUCUUGGGCCCUCUGACUAAGAGGGGCCUGAAGUGUUUGCAGAGAAAAAGAGACUAAAUGCUUUUUAGAAGUGCCAUGAAUGAUCCCCUGCCCCUACUUAGUAUUCAUUCAUUCACAAAUAUUUAAGAAUCUAUUACAUGCUAGGUCUAUCUCGGUGCUGGAAGACACAGCAAUGGACAAAACAAAAAUCCCUGUCUUCAUAAAGUUUACAUUCUAGUGGGGGUGACAGGCAGUAAAGAAAGAAAUAAGUAAAAUGUAUAGCAUGUUAGUAUAAGUGCCGAAGAGAAAAAGCAGGAAGGGGAACAGAAAUUCUUUUAAGCCGAGUGCAAGUGUUCUAACGAAGUGCCGUGAUGUCAUUGCUUGCUUUAACCUGGGAAAGAAUAAGAGAGACCGCCAUGGCUCCCAGUGACGUCACGACUAGCUCUGUGACACCGCGUCAGGAUGUUCCGUAGCAAUCUGGUCUCUUCUAUGACGUCUGCAGACAAGCCCAGAAACAGGGGAGAGGGUUGGGUCCCGCCGCGGGGCCUGCCGGCUGCAUUCAGGCUCCGCGUGGUCCCAGCAGCGUGCACCGGCUGAGGGAGGGCCGAGAGCCUGGACCGCUGCGGAGGCGACUUUGGCGUCCGUGAGGGGGCGGCCGGGAGUCAGGAUGCGGCGGAGCUCCCGCCCGGGCUCGACCACGUCCCCGCACAAGCACACGACCAACUUCUACAGCGACAACAGCAACAGCUCAGUGAGCGUCACCUCGGGGGACAGCAGCGGCCACCGGUCAGCUGGGCCGGGGCCCGGGGAGCCCGAGGGCAGAAGAACCCAGGGCUCGAGCUGCGGUGAUCCCGCCUUGAGCUCAGGAGUGCCCGGAGGAACCACAUGGGCUGGAAGCUCUCGGCAGAAGCCGGCGCCUCGGAGCCACAAUGGGCAGACCGCCUGUGGCGCGGCAACCGUGAGGGGCGGGGCCUCGGAACCGGCUGGCUCUCCUGUUGUCUCUGAGGAGCAGUUCGACCUUCUCUCGACCCUGGACCUGAGGCAAGAGAUGCCUACCCCGCGAGUGUCCAAGAGCUUCCUGAGCCUACUUUUCCAGGUGCUUAGCGUGUUGUUAUCCCUGCUAGGAGACAUGCUGGUCAGUGUGUACAGGGAGGUCUGUUCCAUCCGCUUCUUGCUCACCGCUGUGUCACUGCUGAGCCUCUUUCUGACAGCUCUCUGGUGGGGGCUCCUGUGUCUGGUACCUCCUUUGGAAAAUGAACCUAAGGAGAUGCUGACUCUNNNNGAGUACCACGAGCGCGUGCGCUCCCAGGGACAGCAGCUGCAGCAGCUCCAGGCGGAGCUGGAUAAACUCCACAAGGAGGUGUCCAGCGUUCGCGCAGCCAACAGCGAGAGAGUGGCCAAGCUCGUAUUCCAGAGGUUGAAUGAGGACUUUGUGCGGAAACCCGACUAUGCGCUGAGCUCUGUAGGAGCGUCCAUCGACCUAGAGAAGACAUCCCAUGACUAUGAGGACGCGACCACUGCCUACUUCUGGAAUCGCUUCAGCUUCUGGAACUACGCCCGGCCACCCACGGUUAUCCUGGAGCCAGAUGUGUUCCCUGGGAAUUGCUGGGCCUUUGAGGGAGACCAGGGCCAGGUGGUGAUCCGGCUGCCGGGUCGUGUGCAGUUGAGCGACAUCACCCUUCAGCAUCCACCACCCAGCGUGGCACAUACUGGGAAAGCCAACAGCGCCCCCCGCGAUUUCGCAGUCUACGGCCUCCAAGUUGAUGAUGAGACUGAAGUAUUUUUGGGGAAAUUUACCUUCGACGUGGAGAAAUCUGAGAUUCAGACUUUCCACCUACAGAAUGACCCCCCAAUGGCCUUUCCCAAGGUGAAGAUCCAGAUUCUAAGCAACUGGGGCCACCCCCGUUUCACGUGCUUGUAUAGAGUACGAGCCCAUGGCACACGAACCUCAGAGGGGGCAGGGGACAGUGCCACAGGGGGGCCCCAUUAAACAUGCUGAUUGUUGGAGUGGAGGUUUGUACUGAAAGAAGCUGGAUCAAUGCUGAAGGGUCUGUUGGGGGGGGGGGGGUGCUCUGAUUACCUUUGGUAUUUAAGUAUGGUGAUGGCUGUACCCUCUUAAGUAGCAGCAGCUCACGUUUAUGCAGUACUUCAUCAUGUACUCUAGAUAUUAUACACAUUACUUAACUAAUCCUCAUGAUCACAGCAGAGGGGGAAACCACUCAGGUCAGAAAACUUGUUCAAGGUCACACAGUUAGUGAAGAACUGUCACAGCAGGACCCAAGCCCACCUUCCUACAGAGGCCACCCUCUUUAAUUGCAGAGCUGCCAGUCAGCCAAGCUUGUGCACCUCAGUUCCCACCCCCAAAUUCUGGGAAAGUUGCCCAACUCCUACUAGGUGCAGUUGGAGGGAGAACUACCCCUUUUCCUUAGAUAAACACUCAAACUACGCAGACUUGAGAACCUCUAGGAAGCAUCUGAGUCACAGCCAAUGCAGGCCUGGUAGCCCCUGCUCAGGUUGUCUUUACUGAGACCAGAGUGCCCAACUCUAUGCUAGGCACAGUACAGAUAGUCUAGUGUUCAUCAGUCCUUGCCCUCAAGGAGCCUGAUAGGAUAGAGAGGAUGCUCCAGGAAACAGGACAAUUCAUUUACUGAUCUAAGAACUCUUCACUCAAAAGUAGAUGGAGGAAUAAAAGAUGGAGGAGACAGAUAUCAAAGGAUUAAUGAGUUCUACCUGGGCAGAGUAGAAAAGGGGGGCCAGUAUGAACAAAAAAAAACAUGCAACAUUUUGGCUGUUAAGAUCCUUCUCCAGUGUGUUCAUGUUUUGGGAGCAUAUACACACUAUUCACAGUGGGUAUACCUGUAGGAAGUUGAAGCUGAGCAUGUGUGGGGAUGGAGCAUGUAUCUAUCUGUUUAAAUUUUGGGGGUAUUACUUUUGUAAUUUGAAGACAAAGGGAAAAUAUUCUCUCGAGUGGUCUCAAAACCUAAGGUUAUAAAUGUGAACAAAUACAUCUUUUUUAGGAACCCAAAGCCUUAAAAGACUGGUAUACAUAAAAAAUUUAAACUUCCAUAUGAAAAGAGUUCUAGAGACCAAAAGAUACUAUAUAUGAAAGGACAAUGGCCUGGGAGGAAAUAUUUUCAAUAUGCAUAAGAAAUAACUGAAUAACUAUAACAGAAUAAAGGCUAUAACAACAAUAAAAA